AUGCAUUGGAGGUAUACAAGCGCCCUGCUUGCCCUCUAUGCAGCAACGGUAAAAUGUUGGCCCUACGACGAGUCCCUGGUUGAAUACAACCUCAAUGAAAACAAAGCCGCCAGAAAUCCCGCCGAAUACUGGGGAGAAUGGCCCAACCACACCUACUUCCCCUCGCCCGAAAAUUGGCGCUUCCCUGUAUAUACACUCUUCCUGGACAGAUUCGUUAAUGGUGACCCCACGAACGACAACAUUAAUGGUACUCUCUUUGAACACGAUCUAAAUUCGAAUCAAAUGCGCCAUGGCGGCGACGUUGCUGGCUUGAUUGAUACUUUGGACUAUCUACAGGGAAUGGGGAUCAAGGGUAUCUAUCUCGCAGGUCUGGUUUUAAUGAACCAGCCAUGGGGAUCUGAUGGCUACUCGGCUCUCGACACCACUCUGCUUGAUCAGCAUUUCGGGACUCUGCAAGCAUGGAGAAAUGCAAUUACGGAGAUCCACAACCGCGGGAUGUAUGUCAUAUUUGACAACACCGUGUCGACAAUGGGAGACCUCAUCGGCUUUGAGGGCUACCUCAAUACCACGACGCCAUUCACUCUCAAGGAGCACAAGGCCAUGUGGAAAUCAGACCGGCAUUAUGUUGAUUUCGAGUUUGGCAACACCUACAACGAAACAUGCGACUAUCCUCGUUUUUGGAAUGAAACAGGUUACCCCGUGGACCAAUACGUGUGGGACGAGCUAGGUGGCUGCUACGACAGCGACUUCGAUCAGUACGGUGACAUUGAAGCCUUUGGAGUCUUCCCGGACUGGAAGCGUGAACUGGCCAAGUUCGCCUCUGUGCAGGAUCGUCUGCGAGAAUGGGUCCCCAGCGUCAGAGAGCGGCUCAUCCGUCACUCUUGUAUGAUCAUUUCCUCAUUAGACAUCGAUGGCUUCCGAUAUGACAAGGCCACCCAGGCCACAGUGGAUGCCAUGGGUGAUAUCUCCGGUGCGUACCGCGGGUGUGCUCGACGAGUUGGAAAAGAGAACUUCUUCCUCCCCGGGGAAAUCACCGGUGGAAACACGUUUGGCUCUAUCUUCCUUGGCCGUGGUCGCCAGCCAGACAUGCAGCCGGACACCCUCGACAAGGCAUUCCACAUGACAAAUUCCUCGGAUUCGACGUACUUCAUUCGUGAUGACAACAAGCAGGCCAUCGAUGGCGCUGCGUUUCACUAUUCGGUGUAUCGCUCCCUUACCCGGUUCCUGGGCAUGGACGGCAACCUUGCUGCUGGCUACGAUGUCCCUGUCAACUGGACCCAAGCCUGGUAUGAAAUGGUACUCACUAAUGACAUGAUAAAUGCCAACACCGGCAAGUUUGAUCCUCGCCACAUGUAUGGAGCCACAAACCAGGACGUGUUCCGUUGGCCGACCAUCGAACUGGGUAUUGAGAGACAGCUGUUAGCCCUGUUCAUCACGACCCUGCACAUGCCAGGUAUUCCUCUGCUUCUCUGGGGAGAAGAGCAGGCAUUUUAUGUCCUGGAUGCCUCGGCCUCCAAUUAUAUCUUUGGUCGCCAGGCCAUGUCCCCGGCAACGGCAUGGAAGACUCAUGGUUGCUUCCAGCUCAACUCCACUCAGUACUACAAGUGGCCUAUUCAGUCAGGACGGUUGGGCUGCCAUGAUGAUAGUGUCACAUACGACCACCGUGAUCCCGCCCACCCCAUGCGAAAUAUCAUCAAGCACAUGUACCAGAUGCGAGAGGACUACGGGGCUCUGAAUGAUGGCUGGUGGAUGCAACUACUGUCAAACCACACCCGCAACGUCUAUCUCCCCGGCUCGAAUGGCGAACCCACUGAAACCGGCAUGUGGUCUGUGUUGCGCAGUCCUUACUACCAAAUGCAAGAUCUGGGAGAAACUGGCAACCAGACUGUCUGGAUGUUGUAUCAGAAUGAAAACCGCACGGUCACUUAUGAGUUUGAUUGCGGUGACCAAGACACAGCCUUGGUUGCGCCAUUUGAUACUAAUACCACAGUCAAAAAUCUUUUCUAUCCCCAUGAUGAGUUCAGGCUUCAGGAAGGUCCGACAAAGCUUCAUUUGAAUGGAUCCUCAAAGUUCAAUGGCUGUCUUGACAGCUUGACUCUUCAGCCCUACGAAUUUAGGGCUUACAUCCCCAAACAGAAAUUCGUGCCCCCUCGGCCAAUGAUCACUAAAUUUACCCCGGGACAUGACAUUCCACUGCUUUCGACUGCUGCGUCGGGUCAGAGCGAAAGUCUUGACAUCGGUUUAUAUUUCUCAACUGAGAUGAAUUGCACCUCAGUCACAAACUCAGUAUCGCUCGAGUCAUCCACUGAACCCGGAACUGCACCUUCCGUGGACUUGAAUAGUAUCAAUUGUCGGAAUAUCACUACGGAAAACACCACUUACGUUGGCCAGAUCCCCGCAGUCUGGGCUUGGACGGCUAAGCUCGCCGACGUAUACAACGGUGUGCACAAGCUUACCGUUAGCAACGCAACCAGUGUUGAUGGAAGAACAACUGGCGCCAUUGAUCAUUUCCUUAUCCGGGUUGGACAGAACGAUAACCCUCUAGUAUUCACUUCGGCAAACUACUCAAGCCGCCUGCUCCAUGAAUAUCCCAAUGGCACUCUCUACAUUCAACAGCACGCGGCUGGGGCUGACAAGUAUCGCUAUUCCACCAACUGGGGCAGCACAUACUCCGACUGGCUCCCAUACAAGGGUGGAAACCAAACAAUCAAAGAGCUACCAUGGUCAGGGACAAAGAAGCAGCAGUGGAAGGGAAAGCAUGUUCGAGUCGAAUACUGGAGUCGCUUCACUGGUAGCAGCGAUUACUUCCAAGAGGGUGACGGUACCGGCUGGAAUUCAGCAAUUCAGCGCCGGUUCCCUCAUCUUUUCUUCAACGGCCCGUUCAACCAGUAUGGCUACGAUGCUGGCUUGGACAACAUCGUCAGACAAGAUGACCAGGGCAGGUGGAACUUCCGCUUCAUGGCCGAGUGGCCCGCCCAGGGACAACUCAACGUCUGGGGCAUCAAUCCGGACGGCCAGCCCGAUCAAAGCUAUAUUUACGGAGAUUCCGAUGGAGACUCGGUCCUUGACCGUCUUCCCCCGUCCUCACUCAGUGUGACAACCAUCAAUAUCACCCAACACCCACCUAAUCCGCACUUGGCUUGGAAGAUUCACCUGGACGACUCGAAUUUGCGAUUCCAGCUGCUUCCUACGGGGUCGAAAUAUGUCCAGAUGGCCCUUUACUUCUUACUUUGGAUUGUACCGGUUAUCACCGCAACUACUUGCGCCUACAUCUUCAUGAAGACCUUCUACCGGAUCAAGUUCAACCAGGUUGGCGUGAGUGAAAAGAAAACACUCAUCUCGCUGGAUAUCCUGAACCGAUUCAAGGUCUCCGACCUUGAGGCCAACAAGUCGCGAUUCCUCCAGAGCACCUCCGUCUUUGGAAACCGGACAUCGCGCCGACGAAAGGUCCUUGUCGCGACGAUGGAGUACGACCUUGACGACUGGGGCAUCAAAAUCAAGAUCGGGGGUUUGGGCGUCAUGGCCCAGCUCAUGGGUAAACAGCUCGGGCACCAGGAUCUCAUCUGGGUCAUUCCCUGCGUCGGUGGCGUGGAAUACCCAGUGGACAAAUCCGCUGAGUCCAUGUUCGUCAUGAUCCUUGGGAAUUCCUACGAGAUCAAAAUCCAGUACCACUACCUGAGGAACAUCACGUUUGUCCUCUUGGAUGCUCCCGUCUUCCGCCAGCAGUCGGUCAUCGAGCCCUACCCAGCCCGCAUGGACGAUUUGGAUAGUGCCAUUUACUACUCGGCUUGGAACCAGUGCAUUGCGCAGGCUAUCAAACGGUUUCCUGUGGACCUCUACCAUGUCAAUGACUACCAUGGCUCGAUUGCUCCUCUGUAUCUUCUGCCCGAAACGGUUCCCAUUUGCUUGUCGCUCCACAAUGCCGAGUUCCAAGGGUUGUGGCCAAUGCGGACCCAAAAGGAAAAGAGCGAGGUGUGCUCCGUGUUCAACCUCGACAUGGACGUCGUCACUCGCUAUGUCCAAUUCGGUGAGAUAUUCAAUCUGCUACAUGCCGGCGCGAGCUAUCUCCGUCUACACCAGCAAGGCUUUGGAGCUGUUGGUGUGUCGAAGAAGUACGGGAAGCGCUCGUACGCGCGGUAUCCUAUUUUCUGGGGCUUGAAGAAGGUCGGCAACCUACCGAAUCCUGAUCCCUCCGAUAUUGGCGAGUGGAACAAGGAGCUGCCCAAGGAGAGAGACAUCAAUGUCGACAAUGACUAUGAGUCUCGCCGCGCAGAGCUCAAGCGCCAGGCGCAAGAAUGGGCUGGUCUUCAGCAAAACCCCAACGCCGACCUUCUGGUCUUUGUUGGCCGGUGGUCUAUGCAGAAGGGAGUCGAUCUCAUCGCCGAUGUCAUGCCGGGGGUCCUGGAAGCUCGACCGAACGUCCAAUUGAUCUGCGUGGGGCCUGUCAUUGACUUGUAUGGCAAGUUUGCGGCGCUGAAGCUCGAUCGGAUGAUGAAGCUGUAUCCUGGCCGCGUGUUCUCCAAGCCCCAGUUCACUGUGUUGCCUUCGUUCAUUUUCUCAGGUGCAGAAUUCGCCUUGAUCCCCUCGCGUGAUGAGCCGUUCGGUCUUGUCGCUGUUGAAUUUGGCCGCAAAGGCGCUCUUGGUAUUGGAGCUCGAGUGGGAGGACUGGGUCAGAUGCCUGGUUGGUGGUAUACUGUCGAGUCGACCACCACAUCGCACCUCCUCAAGCAGUUCAAACUGGCUAUUGACAGUGCGCUAAACUCCAAACCGGAGGUACGAGCGAUGAUGCGCGCUCGGUCAGCCAAACAGCGUUUCCCGGUUGCCCAGUGGAUCGAGGAUCUGGAAAUCCUGCAGUCGACGGCUCUUCGCAUCCAUCAUAAGGAGCGUACCAAAGCCCAGAGUCAGUCAUCGAUUUCCACGGGUGCAUACAAUGCUAUCUACGGCAUGAUGACUCCACAGGCACCACAGGCUGCUGCAUCGACCAGGUCCGGCACCUCGAGUGGCACAUUGACUCCACCGCUGCAGUCAUCCAGUCGCCCUGGCACGGUAGCUUCACUGCAACGAAGCUCGAUUAUCUACAGUCGCGACCCCAGUCCCGGUGGUGACAGCAGACCAAAGUCAGGGCUGAGUCGUCAGAUGUCAUUUGGUUUGCGGCCUGUCUCUGGUCAAAUGGAACCACGCGGCCGGCGCGACCUCGGCAAGGGCAGCACUGUUGAGAAUGAGGAACAUGCUGGAGCUCCAUCGCCAGAUGCAGAAGACAACAGCGACGACGAAAUGCUGUCCACCUGCUAUGGAGACGAUGAGGACACCAUGGGCCCGGAGUCGGAGUCAGGACGGCGACUGGAGGGCUCUUCGCAGACCCCCCAGGGUGCAGGGAUUCCUCUCACCAAGGACGUGCUAGCGAAUCGACACUCGAGUCAAGGAUCCCUGUUGGCUCGCUCGAUCAACACACCCUCGAGUUCGACAGCCCCCAGCACUGCCGGAACCGAUGACACGCUUCUUCCUCCAUCGCGCCCUUGGGCGGAGGCUGGAAGCCGCCUUAGCAGCUCAUCUGUAUUAUCAGUGGACUUAGUCGUGGGCGACAAGAAAGACUUCAAGCUGCAAAAGGUCGACCCGUUCUUCACAGACAGCAACGGCGAGUACUAUCGAGCAUUCGAGAAGAGACUCGAAGAGCUGAAUGGCACCAACUCCGACUCCCAGCUCUGCAUCGAGCAGUACCUCGAGAAAAGCGAGAAGAAAUGGUAUGACAAAUUCCGUGAUGCACGUCUGGGCCGCAACCAAUCCCCCGUUCCUUCAGUGCACCAUGACAAGGCCGGCGCGUCUCCAACGGGGUCUAUCGCCAACGACGAGACAACAUCGUACGAAGGCGGAGGCCAGGAGAGAAAGGAAGGUGGCGAUGAGUUCCAACUGGGAGAAAACUACGUUCCUCCAACUGGUCUAAAGAAAUGGAUGCAAAUGCGCAUCGGGGAGUGGCCGGUCUACUCUCUCUUCCUGGGUCUCGGACAGAUCAUCGCCGCCAAUUCCUACCAGAUUACCCUGCUCACUGGUGAGGUGGGCCAGACGCCACAGAAGCUGUAUGGGAUUGCAACCGUGUACCUGAUCACCUCGAUUCUGUGGUGGCUCUUCUUCCGGUUCUUCAAGUCAGUGCUUGUCCUGACGGUGCCGUGGUUCCUGUACGGGCUGGCAUUCUUGAUUAUCGGACUUGCUCACUUCGAGCCUAAUUCACACAGCCGUGGUUGGAUUCAGAAUGUCGGCAGUGGUGUCUACGCGGCUGCCUCGUCGAGUGGCUCGAUCUUCUUCUCGCUGAACUUUGGUGACGAGAGCGGUGCCCCGGUUAAGCAGUGGGUGUUCCGUGCGUGUUUGAUCCAGGGCACGCAGCAGGCCUAUGUCAUUGCGCUUUGGUACUGGGGCUCGACUCUCACCAAGGCUACCAAUGCCGGCAUCGCCAAUGCCCAGGGAAACAUCACCAAUACCUGGAGAAUGACUGCAAUCUGUACGCCCAUCACGGUCUUUUUAUGGACCGUCGGUCUACUGGUUUACUUUGGCUUGCCGAACUACUAUCGCCAGACACCUGGCAAGGUCCCCUCCUUCUAUAAAUCCGUCUUCCGGCGCAAGAUCGUGCUCUGGAACUGGGUGGUGGUGAUUCUACAGAAUUUCUUCCUGAGUGCGCCCUAUGGUCGGAACUGGAACUUCCUCUGGAUCUCCACCCACGCCAAACCAUGGCAAAUCCUCCUCCUCUGUAUCGCCUUCUUCGGCUUCAUCUGGAUCGCUGUGCUCUUCCUCCUGGGUUGGCUCUCCAAAUCCCACAGCUGGAUCCUACCCGUCGUCGCCUGCGGUCUCGGAGCACCACGCUGGGCCCAGAUCUGGUGGGGAACCUCUGGGUCAGGCCUAUUCCUGCCCUGGGCAGGGAGUUACACCUCUGGAGCCCUGGUCUCUCGGAGUCUGUGGCUCUGGCUGGGCGUGCUAGACGCGCUACAGGGCCUGGGCUUCGGCAUGAUCCUGCUACAGACCUUGACCCGCAUGCACAUCUGCUUCACGCUUCUUGUGUCGCAGGUGCUAGGCUCCAUUGCUACGAUCUGCGCCAGAACUUUUGCACCUAAUAAAAUCGGGCCGGGGCCUAUCUCGCCGGAUAUCACGGCUGGUGCGGGUGCGCUAGGGAAUGCGUGGUUUUGGAUUGCGUUGAUUUUCCAGCUUCUCAUUUGCGGCGGCUUCCUUCUCUUCUUCCGCAGAGAGCAGCUCUCGAAGCCUUGA
Penicillium alfredii is the source of this 7251-nucleotide messenger RNA. RefSeq names its product alpha-1,3-glucan synthase Ags2 (gene ags2). Gene Ontology annotation, molecular function: alpha-1,3-glucan synthase activity. The record is from RefSeq and is a predicted model, not a curated record. Gene Ontology annotation, biological process: fungal-type cell wall (1->3)-alpha-glucan biosynthetic process. NCBI's taxonomy places the organism in Eukaryota, Fungi, Ascomycota, Eurotiomycetes, Eurotiales, Aspergillaceae. Gene Ontology annotation, cellular component: fungal-type cell wall. The transcript has 7 exons. The coding region runs from base 1 to 7251 and encodes 2416 amino acids.